Macadamia integrifolia is the source of this 2565-nucleotide messenger RNA. RefSeq names its product patellin-3-like. Gene Ontology annotation, molecular function: lipid binding. The coding region runs from base 125 to 2032 and encodes 635 amino acids. The transcript is spliced from 4 exons. The record is from RefSeq and is a predicted model, not a curated record. NCBI's taxonomy places the organism in Eukaryota, Viridiplantae, Streptophyta, Magnoliopsida, Proteales, Proteaceae.
CCACUAAAACCCUCUCCUCUCUCAACUCUUCAAGCCCUGAAUCCAAAUUCUCUCUCUCUCUCUAAUUAAAUUUCGAUCUCAUCGAAGAAGCGAAGAAACCAUAUCUCUAUCAUCAUCUUUAACCAUGGCAGAAGAAACUCAGACGAAAGCAGAGGAAGUAGUAGUUGUAGCUGAGACUGAGAAAACGGCGAUUGAGACAGACACACCACCAGCACCGGCAGCGAAGGUCCCAGAAGUGGAGGAGCCUAUCAAGCCAGCCGUUGUUGAAGGAGAAGCUGCUGCUCCUGCUGCUACUUUGGAGGCUGAGAAGGCUGAGAAGGCGGAGGCCACAGUGGAAGAAACCGUCGAUCAAGCGGCUGCUUUUCAGGAGGAGAGCAACGUAGUGUCUGAUCUUCCUGACCCAGAGAAGAAAGCCCUUGAAGAGCUGAAGCAGCUCAUCCAGGAAGCUCUUAAUAAAAACGACUUUACUGCUCCUCCACCGCCUCCACCUGCGGCGAAGGAGGAAGAGAAGCCGGCAGAGGAGGAGAAGAAGGCCGAGACUGAAGAGACCCCUGCCCCUGCUGCUGCUGAGGUAAAGGCGGAAGCUACUGAAGAAGCUGUUGCCGAGGCGUCGACAACAGCAGAGGCGGCGCCGGUGGAGACUAGCGAUGUUGCAGAGCCGGCGCCUGUGGAGGAAGUGAAGGAAGAGAAGAAAGAAGAGGCGAAGGCACCAGAACCAGAAUCGGCACCGGAACCGGAAGCGGCAGCGGAAGCUGAGGCACCAGCGGCUGUGGUGGUUGCAGAGGUCGUUGAGACGGUAACCACCGUUGAUGAAGACGGUGCUAAGACCGUUGAGGCCAUUGAAGAAACCAUCGUAGCUGUCUCUGCUCCUGCAGCCCCGGCUGAGGAACCGGCGGCGGCAACGCCGGAGAAGGAAGCGGAGGGAGAGUCAACUUCUGCAGCGCCUGCUGAGACGAAAGAGGAAGAGAUAGCUGAUGCGGCUGCGCCACCUUCUCCGACCCCAGAGGAGGUGUCGAUAUGGGGAGUCCCUCUGCUUGCAGACGAGCGGAGCGAUGCGAUCCUUCUGAAGUUCCUCCGUGCUAGGGAUUUCAAGGUGAAGGACGCUUUUGCAAUGAUCAAGGCUACUGUUGGGUGGAGAAAGGAGUUUGGAAUUGAGACCCUUCUCGAGGAAGACUUGGGUAAUGAUCUGGAAAAGGCGGUGUUCAUGUAUGGGUUUGACAAGGAAGGUCAUCCUGUGUGUUACAACGUUUAUGGUGAGUUCCAGAGCAAGGAAUUGUAUCAGAAGGCCUUUUCUGAUGAGGAGAAGCGACAGAAAUUCCUGAGGUGGAGGAUUCAGUUUCUUGAGAAGAGCAUUCAGAAGCUUGAUUUUAGCCCAGAUGGAAUUUGCACGAUCGUUCAGGUUAAUGAUCUUAAGAAUUCUCCUGGACUCGCAAAGCGGGAGCUUCGCCUGGCUACAAGGCAGGCCCUUUUGUUGCUUCAGGACAACUACCCUGAGUUCGUCGCCAAACAGGUCUUCAUCAAUGUUCCAUGGUGGUAUCUUGCCUUCAAUCGGAUGAUCAGUCCCUUCCUAACCCAGAGAACCAAGAGCAAGUUUGUCUUUGCUGGGCCAUCCAAAACUGCUGAAACCCUUUUCAAAUACAUUGCUCCUGAACAAGUACCAGUUCAAUACGGAGGCCUGAGCAGGGAAGGAGAGCAAGAAUUCUCGACAUCUGAUGCAGUCAUUGAUGUCACUGUGAAGCCGACAUCAAAGCACACGGUUGAAAUCCCCGUUACUGAGACAAGCCUUCUUGUUUGGGAGCUUCGAGUACUUGGUUGGGAUGUUAGUUAUGGUGCUGAAUUUGUCCCAAGUGCAGAAGAUGGUUACACUGUGAUUGUACAGAAGACAAGGAAUAUAACUCCCACUGAUGAACCAGUACUCUCCAACUCUUUCAAGAUUGGAGAGCCUGGAAAGGUGGUGCUCACCAUUGACAACACCAGCUCCAAGAAGAAGAAGCUUCUUUACAGGUUUAAGACCAAACCCUUUUCAGAUUGAGUUCACUGUAAUUCUAAAUGCUCUAUGAGGAGAUGAAUUCAAUCAGAUGAACCCCAAAUUCUCAAAAGAAGAACUGUAAGAAGCUGAUCUGCAAUUACUGCAUCCCACCUCAUCAUCAGGAAUUCAGCAACAUCACAUGGAUGGAAUUGAAAGUUCUUUUUGUCUAGAAAUCAAAGUUUUCUUUCUAUUAAAUUUAAUUUUUACAUAUUUUUUUUCUUUACUUUUGGGAAUUUUUUGGGUAUUCUCUUUUUUUCUUUUCUGAAAGAUGAAUUUGGUGUUGGUUUGUGAGAUUUUACUGGUGAAGAUAAUGUGGAAGGAAGAGGAAUGAAUGGAAUUUGUAGUAAAAAAGAAAGCUAUAGAAGUGUGGAAAGAAAACUCUGUUACUACUUCUGAUGCCUGUAAAAUUUCUAUGUACAUUUGUUGGUAUUUUUCCUCACAGCUAAAAAUGGUUGUCUAUUAAGUAUGUUCUUUUGACUUCAUUUGGCCUUCUUGUGGUAAUAAAUAAUGCUGCCAUAGUAAAGGAUUUGUUUGUU